GCAUUAAACUCCCAACCCCAGAAUAUAAAAGCCCCCAUCACUCGCCAAUCAAAAACCCUAGAGCGAGCGAGAGGGCACGAUAUAGCUUCACAAAUCUUCAUUCUCUCUCAGUCGCGGCCGCCUCUGCAACCUGAGACCCAAACAUGAAGUUUAACAUCGCCAACCCCACCACUGGGUGCCAGAAGAAGCUCGAAAUCGACGAUGACCACAAACUGCGGGCCUUUUUUGACAAGAGAAUCUCCCAGGAGGUUAGCGGAGAUGCUCUUGGAGAGGAAUUUAAGGGCUAUGUUUUCAAGAUCAUGGGAGGUUGCGACAAGCAAGGUUUCCCCAUGAAGCAGGGAGUGUUGACCCCUGGCCGUGUUCGCCUCUUGCUACACAGAGGCACUCCUUGCUUCCGUGGUUAUGGAAGGAGAAACGGUGAGAGGAGGAGGAAGUCUGUUCGUGGGUGCAUUGUCAGCCCCGAUCUCUCUGUUUUGAACUUGGUGAUUGUGAAAAAGGGUGACAAUGACCUCCCUGGAUUGACUGACACUGAGAAGCCUAGGAUGAGAGGACCCAAGAGGGCAUCUAAGAUCCGUAAACUCUUCAAUCUCUCAAAGGAGGAUGAUGUUCGCAAGUAUGUCAACACAUACCGUAGAACAUUCACAAACAAAAAGGGCAAGGAAGUCAGCAAGGCUCCCAAGAUCCAGAGAUUGGUCACCCCGUUGACUCUGCAAAGGAAGAGAGCUAGAAUUGCUGACAAGAAGAAGAGGGUUGCAAAGGCCAAGUCUGAGGCUGCUGAGUACCAGAAGCUCCUUGCAUCAAGGUUGAAGGAGCAGAGGGAUCGGCGAAGUGAAAGCUUAGCCAAGAAGAGGUCCAGGCUGUCCGCAGCUUCAAAGCCAUCCGUUGCAGCAUAGAUCCGUGCUCGAGUGAUCUAAUUUUGGUUAAAAGUAAGAAAUGGAUGUUACUGCGUUGUCUUAGUAUUUUUUUUUCCAGUUUUUGUGCUACUUGAUGACUGCUUAAAGUGUUUGCUUUAUUGCUGUUGAGGUUAUUGGAAUUUUCACUAUGAAACUUUCCCGUUUUAUUAAUAUUUUGGAGCUUUUUAUUCAA
This is a messenger RNA of Malus domestica (apple), 1086 nucleotides long. RefSeq names its product small ribosomal subunit protein eS6. The record is from RefSeq and is a predicted model, not a curated record. Gene Ontology annotation, biological process: translation. Lineage: Eukaryota; Viridiplantae; Streptophyta; Magnoliopsida; Rosales; Rosaceae. Gene Ontology annotation, molecular function: structural constituent of ribosome. Gene Ontology annotation, cellular component: ribosome.